AUGACUCCCACAGAGCCUUCGCAGCAGUUAAAUACUGCUGCUAAGAAAAAGAAUAACAAAAAGAAGAAGAAUGCCCCAAAGCCAAAACCUCUCGAGGAUGGAAUUAAAGCCACAGAUAUAAACCAAGAUGGAGUGCAUCUCGAAGAUGACGGCAACGAAUCCGACGAGCCAGACACACCUGUCGUAGAAAAUAUACCAAAAGAAUCCGCAAAUGGUCAUGCCCCGUCGCCUACGACCAAUGGACACCCUGCCCACGAACCAGUCGCAAACGAAACAACCGAAUCCACAGACACAAGCGCUCGGCUAGACGCUAUAACACAAGAGCGUGAAGCUUUAAGAGCAGAAGUAGAGCAACUUCGAAAGCAGCUCGAAACCAUACAAGAGACGCAUGUUCAAGAAACAGCCCAGCUCAAAUCAGAUUUGGAAGAGUCCGAAGCCGCGAAGGAGCAGGUCGAGGAGCAAUACCAAACUCUGGUAGGCAGGGUCGAGAAGAUCAAAGAGAACGUCAGUACCAGAUUAGCAAGAGGAAAGGAAGAAUUAGAAGAAGCAAAUCAACGCAUUGAAGAGUUAGAAGGACAAAACGAGGAGCUUCAAAAGGGUGUACAAAGUUAUCAAGAUGAAAUCGAAAAGCUCAAGACCGAACUGCAAGAUGCGACAAGAGAACUGUCUAGUCUCCGCAGCAGGAACAAUCUCUCUCAACAUAACUCAUUAAAGGAAAAGGAAGACCUGACGCGGCAGAUACAACACUUAAGAGAAGAAGCAGAGGCAGCUAAGGAUGCGAUGGGUGACUGGGAAGUAUUAGCCAUGGAGGAGCGAUCAAUCAGAGAGAGCCUGUCCGAGAAAGCAGCUGCCCUAGAAGAGCAACUAUCAACACUAAGAGAAAGCUAUGAGCGAAUUAUAACAGAGCGGGAUAGUCAGUCUCAAGCUGUUGAUAGUCUCCAGAGGGCGCUUCAAGAAAUCCAAGAGGCCCGCAAGAAAGAAUUGCGUGAGAUGGUUGAGACAUCCGAGGAGCAACUUCAGGCGCUCAAGAAGCUCGUUCAAGAGGCGGACACAAGAGCAACUGAAGCAGAAAAGGUUAAAGAAUCGUUACAAAAGGAGUUGGAACGAACUGCGCCCUUUGAGAAGGAGGUUAAAGAGAAGAACCUCCUCAUUGGCAAGCUAAGACAUGAAGCUAUCGUCCUAAACGAUCACUUAACAAAAGCUCUUCGAUACCUCAAGAAGACUAAGCCUGAGGACAGCAUCGAUAGACAAAUUGUUACGAAUCACUUCCUUCAGUUCCUAGCCCUUGACCGUUCUGAUCCCAAGAAGUUCCAGAUCCUCCAGAUCAUCGCAGGACUCUUAAAUUGGACAGACGAGCAAAGAGAACAGGCUGGACUGGCGAGGCCGGGAACUUCUACUAAUAGUCUCCGCCUUCCUAGCUCUCCGUUCCACAGAACACCUAGUACGCCGUCUCUGAGUGCGGACUUCUUUUCAGAUACGACACCAACUUCGGCCAGCAGAGAGUCCCUUGCCGACCUGUGGGCCGGAUUCUUAGAACGGAGCGUGGAAGAGGCAUCGCAGGCUGGAGGAUCAAGGAAGGGCAGCAUGUCGAGUACAGCCGGCACGACGAGGCCGGAUACUCGAGGUACUUAA
Messenger RNA from Daldinia childiae, 1632 nucleotides. RefSeq lists its product as uncharacterized. Gene Ontology annotation, biological process: Golgi organization; endoplasmic reticulum to Golgi vesicle-mediated transport. The transcript has 4 exons. Gene Ontology annotation, cellular component: Golgi apparatus. Gene Ontology annotation, molecular function: small GTPase binding. The record is from RefSeq and is a predicted model, not a curated record. Bases 1 to 1632 code for a protein of 543 amino acids. Lineage: Eukaryota; Fungi; Ascomycota; Sordariomycetes; Xylariales; Hypoxylaceae.